This is a messenger RNA of Dioszegia hungarica, 963 nucleotides long. RefSeq lists its product as uncharacterized. NCBI's taxonomy places the organism in Eukaryota, Fungi, Basidiomycota, Tremellomycetes, Tremellales, Bulleribasidiaceae. The record is from RefSeq and is a predicted model, not a curated record. Gene Ontology annotation, biological process: poly(A)-dependent snoRNA 3'-end processing; rRNA catabolic process; nuclear mRNA surveillance. Gene Ontology annotation, cellular component: nucleolus; nuclear exosome (RNase complex); cytoplasmic exosome (RNase complex). The transcript is spliced from 4 exons. The coding region runs from base 1 to 963 and encodes 320 amino acids.
AUGGCUUCCUCAUCACGCACAGAUGGCAGACAGCCACUUGAGACACGGGCGAUAUCAACAAAGCUUGGCGCCUUGUCGCGGGCGGACGGCUCAGCGCGAUUCUCGUUCGGAUCGACAUCCUCCUUGGCAUCUUUUGCUGGACCUAUAGAAGUACGGCUGAGAGAAGAGCUGCCGGAUCGCGCUACAUUAGAGGUCACACAUCGGCCAUUAGAGGGCGUAGGAGGUCAGCCGGCCAGGUUCAUCGAACACAAACGCGAUCCCACGCCUUCGAGAGCGCUCGAAGCAUCCUUAAUAUCAGCCCUUACCCCGCUUCUCGCCCUGUCACAACAUCCUCGAUCGCUCGUUCAGCUAGUUAUCCAGUCUUUGUCCUCGCCCUGCACCUCCUAUCACACAUCCUCCUCCAUGGCAGACAUCCCCGACGGCCCCGUGUCACAUUUAUGGCCUCCCAAUACCAUCCUGUCAAAAGCAGAUCUCGCCUCUCCCUCUUCUCCAUACGCCCUCUCCUUCGCCGAGCGCUCCAGCGCUCUCAAUGCAGCAUCUCUCGCCAUUCUCGACGCGGGCGCUGUCUCUCUGCGCGCCGUCCCACUCGCCGUAUCCCUGGCGUACAUCCCGGCCGAUGUCUUUGUGGACGUGCUGGGUGGAAUAGAAGAGGGAGGGGCAACGAGGGAGGUGCAACUUGUUGUGGACCCAAGUGCAGAGGAAGAACGGGCAGCAAAGAGCCGAUUUGUGUUUGGGUGGGCGUUUGGGGAGGGGGUCAGUACGAGCGGGAGAGGGGCUGAACAGGACGAGGAUAUGGAGGGAGAAGGAGGAAAGGAAGCAGAACUGGUCUGGGCGGUGAGCGAGGGGUCUUUCUCCAAAGCCGAGUUUGAUACGGCGCUGGAACAGUCUCGGGUGUCCGCUUCUGAGAUUCUGGGAGCUGUCAGAGAGCAGCUCCGUCGGCAUAUAUCUGCUAGACUUGCAUGA